This is a messenger RNA of Mauremys reevesii (Reeves's turtle), 2452 nucleotides long. It is a transcript of the gene ALDH3A2, whose product is annotated as aldehyde dehydrogenase 3 family member A2. Gene Ontology annotation, molecular function: aldehyde dehydrogenase (NAD+) activity. The transcript is spliced from 10 exons. Gene Ontology annotation, cellular component: cytoplasm. Lineage: Eukaryota; Metazoa; Chordata; Testudines; Geoemydidae. Gene Ontology annotation, biological process: aldehyde metabolic process. The record is from RefSeq and is a predicted model, not a curated record. The coding region runs from base 41 to 1528 and encodes 495 amino acids.
GGCGCCUCUGACGGCAGCUCCCUCCCGUCAGCUCCCGGCCAUGGACCCCCGACAGCAGCAGCAGCAGCAGCAGGCGGCGGCGGUGGCGCGCGCGGGGGCCGCGUUCCGCUCGGGCCGCUCCCGCCCGCUGGGCUUCCGGCUGCGGCAGCUGCGGGCCCUGGAGCGGCUGGUGAAGGAGAAGGAGGCGGAGAUCGUCGCCGCGCUGCACGCGGAUCUGCACAAGAGCGAAUGCAACGCCUACAGCUACGAGAUUUUGGGGGUGCUGGCGGAGAUCGCCCUGAUGGUGGACAAGCUUCCUACGUGGGCCGCCCCCCAGUCUGUUCCGAAGAAUAUAAUGACGCUGACCGAUGAGGUCUACAUCCACCAUGAACCGCUGGGUGUGGUCCUGGUGAUUGGGGCUUGGAACUACCCCUUUGUCCUGAUUAUGCAGCCUCUAAUAGGGGCCAUUGCAGCAGGAAAUGCUGUAGUAAUCAAACCUUCCGAGAUAAGUGCAAAUACAGCAAAACUUGUAGCUGAGCUGAUCCCACAGUAUAUCGACAAGGACCUGUACCCAGUUAUUAACGGAGGGGUCACGGAGACAACUGAGCUGCUAAAGGAGAGGUUUGAUCACAUCUUCUAUACCGGGAGUUCCCAGGUGGGCAAAAUUGUCAUGGAAGCUGCUGCCAAGCACCUCACCCCUGUCACUCUUGAACUGGGUGGAAAAAGUCCGUGUUACAUUGAUAAGGACUGCAACCUUGACAUUGCCGCCAGACGGGUAGCUUGGGGAAAGUAUUUGAACUGUGGGCAGACCUGCAUUGCCCCCGAUUACAUCCUCUGUGACCAAUCCAUCCAGAACAAAGUAGUGGAGAAUAUCAAGAAGACUCUCAAGGAAUUCCAUGGGGAAGAUAUAAAAAAGUCUCCAGAUUAUGAAAGGAUCGUCAACAAGCACCACUUUAAAAGGCUCGUGACGCUGCUGGAAGGACAGAAGAUAGCUUACGGAGGAGAGACUGAUGAGGCUACGUGCUUUAUAGCCCCGACUAUACUCACUGAUGUUAGUCCAGAAUCCAAGAUCAUGAAAGAAGAAAUUUUUGGCCCCCUCCUUCCGAUCGUGACUGUAAAGAGUGCGGAUGAAGCAAUUGAGUUCAUCAAUCAGCGGGAGAAGCCGCUCGCCCUUUAUUUAUUUUCCAAUGAUAAAAAGUUGAUCAAAAGGAUGAUAUCGGAGACGUCCAGCGGAGGUGUCACUGCAAACGAUGUCAUUAUGCACUACACUCUCCCAGAUCUGCCCUUCGGUGGAGUCGGGAAAAGUGGAAUGGGCAACUACCAUGGCAGGCACAGCUUUGAGACCUUCUCCCAUCGCCGCUCCUGCUUAAUUAAGUCUCUGGCGAUGGAAAGUGUGAACAAAAUCCGGUACCCGCCAAACAGUCAGAGGAAGCUGGACUGGGCAAAGUUCUUCUUCUUGAAGCGAUUUAACAAAGGCCGACUGGGACUCAUUGCUCUGGCCCUGCUGGGAGCCAUACUGGCUGCGGUGAUAAAGGUGACCUACUCUUGAAGAAAAGUGACCUGACCUCUAUACCCAAUCUGCAAUACUUGUACCCUGAGCGCACACUUUAUGUAAUGACCUUUUUCAGCCUGAGAGUUUUACUUUUUUUCUAUGAAAUGUUAAGGGCACAAAGCAGUGAGAGGUAACGUAAGAAUGCACGAGCUAGUAACAGUGCUGGGGCUGGCACUUCAUGUUGAUUUGAAAAGCCAUGCGGCAAUACAGGGAUUAAUGCAACAGUGGGCAUGCAGUAUUGGUCAUGCAACCAGCGAGACGAGAACUGCAAAGCAGGAAGCAGCAGCACCCUCCAUUCUGUGUAAAGACCAUGUCAAAGGUGGGCUGCUUAUGUCUUCUCAGGACUGUCACCUCCUGAGCUCACCCAGUCUAUGCUGGAGAGCUAGAACAUGGGUUUAUGUUUCAGUCUGUGAGCCAUCACAGUUCAGUUCCUCCAAUGAUUUUUCCAGAGUCCUCCAAAAAGAGGGACAUCAGGACCUGAUACACUUAAUGUAAAGAGUAAAAGCCCAAAAUAAAACAGAGCCUUUUUACAUCUUAACCGGCAGAGACCUUUUCUUUAGGGUUCUUCCCUUUUAUGGUACCUGCCUAGUGUUGUGGUAACUAUCUGCCACCCCUUGUGAUUAGUCUUCUAUGUCUUCCUUUCUGGUGUGGUGGAGACAGAUUUUACUAAUAGUCAAGACCAGUUCUGACUAAAUGUACAUUGAGGCUGUUGCUCACCCUCUAACCCAGGACAUGUAUCCCUAGAAUCUCCCCCAGAAAAAAAAGAUUGUCCACUUGUUAGCCCUGCAAUUCAAUCUGACAGCACAUUCCGCUGGCUGCAGCUUCCAAAGGGAAAGACCUGCUACAACUGUUAGAGGGUUGCAAGGUUUCUUUCGUGUAAUGCUGCAGUCACCUGUGCUUCUAUCUGCCAGGUGUGCAUUU